Molecule: messenger RNA, 984 nt
Organism: Anoplophora glabripennis (Asian longhorned beetle)
Lineage: Eukaryota; Metazoa; Arthropoda; Insecta; Coleoptera; Cerambycidae
Product: leukocyte surface antigen CD53
Exons: 5
Coding region: 85-777 (230 amino acids)
Cellular component (GO): membrane
Source: RefSeq, a predicted model, not a curated record
CUACACUGAGUUCAGAUAACAGAAAGUGUUCACCAACAACUCAUAGGAGAAGAGAAUAAUAGAAAAUACGUUGUUCACAAAAAAAUGGGGUGUGCAGAGGGUCUGGUGAAACUCAUCGUUUUUGCCGUAAAUUUGGUGUUUGCGUUGGCUGGACUUGCCCUGAUAAUAAUCGGAGUUAUUUACAAGCUAAACUUGAAUGACUUCACGAGUGCCAUACCAGAGGAAUACCAUAACAUUGGCCUAGCUUCGAUAUUUACUAUUGCCAUCGGCUCUGUGAUUUUCAUUAUUGCAUUCUUUGGAUGCUGUGGAGCCAUUAGGGAGAGCCCCAGCUUGCUGCUGACGUAUUCCGUAAUAUUGCUGAUCAUCUUCCUCGCACAAAUAGCGAUCGGAGUUUUCGCCUUUUUACAAAUUAAUGACAAAGGAGACUUUGAAGAUGAAAUCCGGCGUACCCUUACAACGAUAUUUAACAACUACGACAGCGACAAAACCAAUGCCUCUAGGACAACAGUGGAUUUCAUGCAGCAUGAGUUAGAGUGCUGUGGUUUGGAUGGUCCUGCAUACUGGUUGUUGAACAGGCCACUUAGUUGUUACGACGCGAGCAGCAACAAGGUGUUUGAGGAUGGUUGUAUCAAACAGUUCUUCAACUUCUUGAACAGAUCCAUACGAGUUAUUGGCAUAACUGUUUUAACACUAUCUACAAUAGAGGUAGUUGGGGCUAUAUUCUCCUUAUGCUUAGCCAACAGCAUCAAGAAUAGAGAAAGAAGAUUUAGGUACUAAAUAUUUAAGAAAGUAUUCAAAUUGUUGGGAAGUUUGAAACUAUUAUUUUUGAGAAAAGCUUAACAAAUGUAUUUAAUAUUUUUUGUAUACCGCAGUAUUGUAUUUUAUAUUAGAAGAGAAUAUGAGAGUUAGUUUUAGAGACCUGUAGGUCGAUCUUUAAGAAUGUUUUACUUCUAAUAAAGUUAAUAAUAAAGAUAAAGUCUUAGA